Molecule: messenger RNA, 819 nt
Organism: Hypoxylon fragiforme
Lineage: Eukaryota; Fungi; Ascomycota; Sordariomycetes; Xylariales; Hypoxylaceae
Exons: 2
Coding region: 1-819 (272 amino acids)
Source: RefSeq, a predicted model, not a curated record
AUGGUGCGAGGCAAAAAAGUCCACGAUGACGUCUUCCGUCUCCUUGCGUGGUAUCUAAGUACCACUUCUCACUGGGUGGUAGAGAUUGCAGACGACUACUCUAUGUUUCGUUGCGCGGGUGUCUCUAAUAUUUCUGUCGUCUUGCUAGAGAUUACAAAGGCCACGACACACUACGCAUGGUCCUUUAUACCCCUCGUUAACAUGAGCCAGGCCACGCUUGUGAAAACGCACUUCGUCCAAAGCGGCACGCAGGCAAGCCAAUCACGAACCCACACACGAGCUGGACUCAAAUAUUUACCCACGACGGCUCGGCUCGUGUGGCUUGCCGGCGUUCUUGCAACGUCUUCUACUGGCCUGGGUCCCCUCCCCAAGUAUCACUUCUCACUGGGUGGGACCUGGGCCGGUAGACGCAGUACUCCUGCGGCGUUGUGUGGGUGUCUCUGCCUACCUAACAUCUCGUCGGAGACUAAGGAAAUGGACUACAUUUAUGACCGGACCCACUCGACAUUUUUGCCAAAAGCCGAUCAUCCAAGAAUCGGUGGCCACCGCCACCGCCACAACAUCACGCGGCGUCUUCUUCUCCUUACCUUCCACCUAGGCAUAACUUCUCACGGGGGCGGACCCGAAGCAACACGAACCAGAACCAGAAUGACUGUUGCGUGGGAGCCUCCGCCUACCUUACAGCUCGCCGGAGACCAAGGAAAUGGAUUACAUCUACAACAGAAGCCCCUCAACAGUUUUUCCAAAAAUGCAACCAUCAAAAAAUGGAUGGCCGCCGCCACAACAUCACGCGGCGUCGUCUCCUUGCCUUCCACCUAG